CAAAACCAUUCUACUGGUAUACAGUCGACGAGCUGGAGAAAAAUAUUGAAAUAAAUAGAAUAACGCCCUCAUUCAUAUCGCACCCCGCAUUUUAAAGCCCCCCCCGAUAAGCUGCUAACUAUCCUACAUAGCGGUGGCUGGGACCCUUCUGUCUCGCACCCCUUUUGUCCUAAACUUUUCUAUUAGGUUCCCGCUGCCAACUUGCAGCAACCGCCCAACUGGCGUCCAUCGUAUACCUUCAACGGGCGGCCCCUCCUCGCCAUCUCAUCCCUACCCCGCCAUACACAUAUCGACAUCACCGAGAGAGCUAUUCCAGUCGUUUUACAUCCCAAGUCACCGUCGAGGAAGACGGCUAUUGCGUGCAUUACGAGAUGGCUUACGAGAACGAUGGGACCGUGGGGCCUUACCGUGCUCCCCCUAUGAGUAUCAAGGAGAUUGCCGACAAGGCAGUUGACUUUGAUUAUAAUCCACUUAUACCCCUCAGGUACUGGUUACGAACUGCGGAUACGCUUUUGAAGGAGGCUACUAUCUAUCAAGCUGAAGGAAAUGAGCAACAGGCUUACUUGUUACUUGUUCGGCAGGCAGAGCUUGUGUUUCGCCAUUUGGAAGAUCACCCGGAGGCCAAGAAACAGGAAAAUCUACGGAAUCUACGUACGGUUCGUACGAGAUCUACUGAGGCUCUGAAGAGGUUGGAAUACAUGAAGCCGCGUAUCACCGCCCGCUAUGAGAAUUACAAGCUUGCGACCCAAAGGGCUUGUGAUGACAACCACCGAGAGCACCGCACCUCUACUUCUGUCCUCCCCACUGGCCGCAGCUCUCGUUCUUCGUCUUCUAUACCAUACGCUGGCGCUGCGGCUCUUUCAUUUUCACAAAAGCAAGCACUCAAAGCAUCUAUUCCCAAACCCUUAGAUUUAUCCCGCGGUGGUCGUCGUGGAAGUACAUCUAGUGUUACCGGUCCCUUUUCGCCACCCUUAGAGAAAUUACUGAGCUCUGGUGGGCUAGCGCCAACUAUGGCUGAUAGUGCACAACUAGCCAUGGAGAUUGCAAAACAGGAGUUUGAAAAACGAGAACGUGAAAAGCGAGCUAGAAGACGGCAGUUGGCAAUCGAACAGGGUAGAGGCAAUGUGAUUGUGGACUCUAGAGGUCAGGAAAUAAAGCGGAUAUCGACACCGGCCUCCGCUGCUGUAGAGCAGAGUUAUAGGAAUUUACUCUCGCAAUAUCAACCAGAAGGUCAAGGCCGCGAUAGCGGGUAUGGGUUCGCAAGUGAGCACCCAGGGUAUACUGGGUAUUACCAAGAGACACCCCAGGAGAGUGAAAGGCGGUUAUACCAGCAGGCGCAUGAUGAGGAAGAACGCAGGAGAAGAGUGGUGGAGCAACAAGAGGAGGAGUGGGAUUUAGCAAGAAGCAUAGAGGCGUUGCAUAUGAAGGCCGAUCUCACCGAACGUCAAAUGCAGCCGCCUUCUGCAGGAAACAGUUACCGGUUCUCUACUAGUAGCACGCUUUCUGGAUGGGAGGAACCGGCUCAGGAGAGGGAGAGGGAAAAUUAUGUUGGGAGGUGGCAGGGAAAUUACCCUACAGUACCAAAAAGAAGCUCUCUGACAAAAAUGGAACCGCCUCCAAUUCCCGGCCCGGCCGCAGAUUUCGUUGAAAUCCGAAGUGUCACGCCUACUCCACCUCCGAAGGCACCUUUAUACGGCUACGAUGGCUCGUCAAAUUCCACUGCCCCUGCUGUUCCAUACAAGAAACCACUUCCCUACGCCCAUAGUCAUGCUCCUUCGCCACCACCACCAUUACCAAAAUUCCCGUCCUCAUCCACCUCCACAACACCGACUGCUACAAAGCAUGUUCCCGCUACUCCUGAGGGCUUUCAAUUCAGCACACCAGCAACUCUUGAGAAUGGCACUCCCCUCCGCACCAUUUUCCUUCCCGCUACCCUCCGUCAACAAUUCCUCCUAAUGGCUGAGCCGAACACAAAUCGCAACUUGGAAACCUGUGGCAUCCUUUGUGGAACCUUAGUGCGAAACGCACUCUUCGUCUCCCGCUUGGUCAUACCUGAGCAGGAAGCCACAAGCGAUACCUGCUCGACAAAAGACGAAGAAGGCCUGUUUGAGUACGUCGAUAGAGAGGAGCUAAUGGUCCUUGGUUGGAUUCAUACCCAUCCUACACAGACUUGCUUCAUGAGCAGCGUGGACCUGCACACCCAUUGCUCGUAUCAACUGAUGUUGACUGAGAGUAUCGCGAUUGUGUGUGCGCCGAGACACCAGCCUUCUUGGGGCGUCUUCCGCCUCACCAACCCACCAGGCGUUGAAACAAUCAGGGCCUGCCGCCAAGACAGCUUGUUUCACCCACACGGCGAGUCGAACGUUUACACUGACGCUAUGCGGCCAGGACAUGUAUGCGAAGUCAGAGAGAUGGGAUUCGACUUGGUGGAUUUGAGAAAGGGUGGAGAUUAGAUGUGUGGUCGACACUGUUUAUGGUGAUUUGCCUGAAGAGCUUCUGACGCUUCUGUAUUUCCUAUUUUAUUUUUUUCUCUCAAACUUUCCUGACCAUACUCCUUCACUCGAGUUGCUCAAUUACCUUGUCUCGCCCACUUACCCUGUGCUCCAUUUUU
Messenger RNA from Tuber melanosporum (Perigord truffle), 2611 nucleotides. RefSeq lists its product as uncharacterized. The transcript is spliced from 4 exons. Bases 372 to 2453 code for a protein of 693 amino acids. Gene Ontology annotation, biological process: protein K63-linked deubiquitination. Gene Ontology annotation, molecular function: metal-dependent deubiquitinase activity; protein binding; K63-linked deubiquitinase activity. Gene Ontology annotation, cellular component: endosome; membrane. The record is from RefSeq and is a predicted model, not a curated record. NCBI's taxonomy places the organism in Eukaryota, Fungi, Ascomycota, Pezizomycetes, Pezizales, Tuberaceae.